GUUGAAUCGAAUCGUUGUGACGUUGAGGUGCGCAGACACAGAGCAUGACCGCCUUGAUGCACAAUUAUGUCACACCUAAGGCUUGUGUUGGCAAUAUUCAUGUUCAGGUGUGAGUGACUGAUGGCUGAAGCAUCCUCAUCGCCGCAAACCGUUGCGCCGCGAGAGGCGUCGAGACCACAUUCGAGUCGGGCACCAGCGAAGCCAGUCGAGAGCUUGCCAUGGGUGUGAUCCGCCGCACACUCACCGACGCAGACCAAGUGACGCAGCUCAUCCGGCAGGGGGCAAACCCAAGUUGUGUCAUGCCCCGGCUGCCUCGUGUCGAGUAUGCGCUGCUGUCACUCGUCAUUGACGACGUGACCGACUACACCAUCCCAUCCAUCUGGGCACAGGCGAAAAGCAAUGGCUGGCUGCAUCCCGUCGCGCUGCCCCGCUGGCCAUCUUCAGCGCUCCAGGAUGCCGUCAUGACUGCACUGGUCGACGGCGGUGCCGACAUCAACGCGGCAGGCGCCGACAGGGAUGCAACGCCCAUCCGUGUCGCGGUUCCGGCGGCCAACAUGACGGCAGUGGAUCAUCUGCUGCAUCGGGGCGUCCAGCUGCAUGGAUUACUGGCGAUGCGGUUGCCGGAGUGGGAGAAGGCUUAUCUGACGGCUACCGCUGACUGCGAGAGGCAGCUGCUGGCCAUCUGCCGCCGACUCAUUCAGCAUGACAGCACCUUGGCAGCCGAUGAAUACCCUGGCGGCUUUGGCUUGGCGCAUAGUGCAGCCAUAAAAGGUGGAGGUCGCUUCUCUCAGUCCUUCAUCAACCAGUACCUCGAUCUGCUCGUCGCCAACGGAGCUGACAUCAGGGCGGCGGACAAUGGUCGAAACACCCCAUUGCAGGUGGCGGCGUGUUGGGGUUCUCCCUAUGUAACCAACUGGCUGUGUCGCCACGUCCCCGCCGACGAUGUCAACAGAGGGAUGCCCAACAGCCCCACCAGCACGCCCCUCGCCAUGGCUGCCUAUCGACUCGACUCCCGCAUUCGGCUGCUGGAGGGGAAUGGCAUUGGAGAGGACGGAAAGGAAGACAUCCGCACAACGGAAAUUCCCAAUCUCAAGACCGUCAUCUGCACCCUCCUGAGAGCCGGCGCCGCCCCAUCCAUCGCCCGCAUGCCCACCCAAGAAGCCCAACGAAUCCGCCAGCUGGUGCUGACAGAGUACGCCACGGUGCUGAAUGGUCUGUCUGAUGUGACCAUGUCGGCCAUCAACGCCGCCCUCGCCCCCCAGCGCGAUCACUCGAUGCUGCUCGCCCGUCUGCUGCCCCUUGCACCUCACAACGACGGCGAAGACCCCGCCCCCUCCCCCCUCUCAGUCGGACCACAUGAGGCAGAGGCCAUCGGCUGGAAGAUCGGCGCCUUCCUGCACGAGCCAUCCGCUGCAGCAGCGGCCAUUGACGAGUACCUCAUCGGCGACUCGACGCUGAGGCGCCGCGUCAAGGCGGCCAUGGCGCACUUCGUCAAGUCGGCCGCCACACGGACAUCCAGCAAUAGGGAGGUCAUCGGCGACAUGGCCAAUGUGGGCGGCGUCGUGGUGCGUGUGCCGCUGCAGUGCUGCGCCGUUCGGGGUCGGUUGGGCGGGCCGCAUCGGCUGCUGGGUGUGCGUGAGGUGGUGCACAAGGCCCGGCUGGACGAGGCGGCCAGCCAUGGCGUGAUCGGUGUGGUCAAGGGCUUCAACGAGCACCCCGGCGAUGGCGACUGCGUGUUCGAAUGGCAGCAGCUGGGGUACAUCCACAAGGCCAUAGGGCUAUUUGUGGCCCUGGGCAUCGAAUGAGUGAUUGUGUGGCGGGGGAGGGAGGGAGGGGGUCGGGGAGGGUCUGUGGUGAUCGUCAGCUGCCUUUCCCUCCUCUUCGCUUUCCUUCUUUCCAUUUCGUGAUGUUUGGGGUCGUUGCUUGGUCGUGUGAGACGGACACUGUGGCUGUGGCUG
Messenger RNA from Vitrella brassicaformis, 1958 nucleotides. NCBI's taxonomy places the organism in Eukaryota, Vitrellaceae. The record is from the annotation of a GenBank genome assembly.